CCCUAGAUGUUUCCUUUCAAGAUGAUUUGUAAAGCAUAUGGAACAGUUAAUCAAAAGCAAGGUGGUGUGAUUGAAAAAUAAACUACAAAGAAAACACAUCUACCAAUGUUAAAGUUCCAUCUGCCGAAAUGGUGAUUCGUGGCAUGUGGGUGUGUAAGGUCCGUUUGGUGAAACAUUCUGGUCUGACCCCAAUACUAUGCCUGCUGACCUGCGUCUGCUUCCUUGCUGUUUUCUUCAUUGACUAUUUAGAAGAAUGGGCCACUUGUUUUGGAAUGAGUGGGAUAAGUGGUUCCCAUGUAGGGUUGCCCCCUCAGAGCAUGCCCCCUACACGCCCAGAGGAAUUUCUCCACAUGCCGAGCCGCCUUGUGUGUCAGCGCGCGAAACCCUACAUGAUCACUUUGGUGACCUCGGCCCCUGGUAACCAGAAGGCUCGGCAGGCCGUUCGUGACACGUGGGGCGGGGAAGUGCAAGUCCGUGGGCAUAGGGUGAUGACUUUGUUCAUGCUGGGGCAGACGUCAGACCCUGUUCUGACUAAAGAACUGGCAGAGGAGGCACAGGAGCAUGGGGACUUGGUGCAGGGUCGCUUUUUGGACACUUACGCCAACCUGACCUUGAAGACUUUGUCCAUGCUUGCUUGGGCACGCCGCUUUUGCCCUGAAGCUCACUUCGUGGCGAAAGUAGACGACGAUGUCAUGUUCAAUCCUAAUGCGCUGCUGCAUUAUAUUGACCUCAAAUGGGGGGCACCGGAGAGUGAGCUUGCCGAACUCUACAUUGGCCGCGUUCACAUGAAGGUGGUCCCGGACCGCGAUCCAGUCAGCAAGCACUUCCUUUCUGAGGAUGCUUUCGGAGGUACGACCUUCCCCGACUACUGCAGUGGGACCGCUUAUGUACUUUCACGACCUGCUCUUCUUAAGCUCUCGCUGGUGGCUUCUGCAGCACCGUUACCUAAGCCCCUACCCCCUGAAGAUGUGUUUGUGGGUCUGUGUGCCCACACAGCAGGCAUAGUACCCACCCACUGUCCGUACUUCUCCGGAGGACCGUCAGUCCCCUUCGCACCCUGCUGUUACCAGGGUAUGGUGUCGGUCCACCAUAUUAAACCUGAAGAAAUGCUGCACUACUGGACAGACAUGCAAUACGCUGCACCUUGUUCGUGGCUGCGGGUCAGAACCUCGCUUGGUAUUUGCAAGCUCAGAGCACUCUUGAGACACUUUUUGUGGUCUGGAUUAUAAUGCAAACUGGGGGAACCAAUAAAUAUGUGCACUUUUUUUAUACACAUUAAGCAGAAAUAGGGCGUACUAGUGGAUUAUUGUUAUGAAGCUUUAUUUUUAUGUGCUGAUUAUGAUAUACUUGAUUUUGUGAUAUUUUUCCACUCCCUGCACUGUCCAUUGAUGAGAAAUUGUGUAAUGUGAAUAUUGUGCUAUCUACUGAGCUGUAAAUAGUAAAAGUUAAUUUAUACUAUACUGUAAGUAAAUAUACUGUACAGUAAAUGCACUGCAUGUAAAAUAUAGCAGCGAAAAUGACUUAAUACACUAUAUGUCCACAAAUUAUUGAGUUUUUUUGGCACAUCCAUUGCAAACAAUUGUAUAACAUACUGUAUAAGAUAAAUUAUAUGCCAACUUUUGGCCAGAGUGCGAAUUAUACUGUGAUUGUUGGGGGAGGGGUCAACUCUGUCCAUCCACCCACCCAUCCAUCCACCCUUCCAUUCAUCCAUCCAUCCAUCCAUCCACCCUUCCACCCACCCAUUGUACUGUACACAUGUAUAAAUCACAAAUAAAGACAUUCUUCUUCUGUUGGGACACUUGAGAAUGAGCUUGAUGGACAACAACAUAUAAUAGAGCCGUCAACAACAACGUGUCCAGAAUUUUAAUGAUGAAGACAUUAGACCGAAUGCUGGAAGUUAUCGAUUUCAUACAGUCAUGGUCAAA
Messenger RNA from Trichomycterus rosablanca, 1925 nucleotides. RefSeq names its product UDP-Gal:betaGlcNAc beta 1,3-galactosyltransferase, polypeptide 4 (gene b3galt4). Gene Ontology annotation, cellular component: Golgi membrane. The transcript has a single exon. Gene Ontology annotation, molecular function: N-acetyl-beta-D-glucosaminide beta-(1,3)-galactosyltransferase activity. The record is from RefSeq and is a predicted model, not a curated record. NCBI's taxonomy places the organism in Eukaryota, Metazoa, Chordata, Actinopteri, Siluriformes, Trichomycteridae. Bases 129 to 1229 code for a protein of 366 amino acids.